GUUCAACGGGUGUAAUAACCUCUCUCUCGUCCUUUCUCGGAUCACCACAAAUCCCUUUUAUUCCCUUCUCCCAUUUCAACCCCAUUUAUCUCCUCCAUUCUCAUCCACUUGAAAUCCUGUUUUUUUUCCUCUAAACUUUCAACAAAAAACACUUCAAUUACGAAGCCCUCAAUCCAAUAAAACUUCUUUCUUGUUCUUUUCCUCCCACAUUUCACAUUUCUUGGAUUUUCUUGGAAUACUAGACAAAACCCACCUUUCAAGAUCCCCCCUACAACUCAUCCCCUUCUGUUUUUGUUUUUUCCUGGGGCUUUCUUGGCCUUAAUAUUGCGAAUUACGAGGUGGUGUUCUUGACGAUUUGACCUUUUGCGAAAAAGAAAAGGUAAAUCUUUGAUGUGGGCAAGAGUCGAUUCGUGUGUUUGACGUUUGGAGCUGAUUGUAGUUCCACAAAAAUGGGGUUUGAAGAAAAGAAGGAAGGAGAGAAGAGUGGACAUGAAGAGAGUGGUGAUGAGAAAGAAAGUCAUGGUAAUAUGAAGAGGGUCGAAAGUGAGCCCUCUUUGUGUGAAACAGAGGAUGAAGGUGAAGACGCAGAAGGUAAUAAAAUUCAAGUGGGUCCUCAAUGCACUCUCAAAGAACAAUUUGAAAAAGAUAAGGAUGAUGAGAGCUUGAGGAAAUGGAAGGAACAACUUCUUGGAAAUGUUGAUAUUAAUGAUGUUGGAGAAUCACUAGAACCAGAAGUGAAGAUUCUUAGCCUUUCGAUCGUGUCACCAGGGAGAUCAGACAUUGUUCUUCCGAUACCUGAAAAUGGGAAACCAGAAGGCCGAUGGUUUACUCUUAAAGAAGGCUGUCGUUAUAGCCUCAGGUUCUCCUUUCAAGUCAGCCAUAACAUUGUUUUAGGCCUCAAAUACACCAACUUUGUUUGGAAAACCGGUGUCAAAGUGGAUAGCACAAGACAAAUGCUUGGAACGUUUAGUCCUCAAAAUGAAGCCUACACUUAUGAGAUGCCUGAAGAGACUACUCCUUCUGGGUAUUUUGCUAGAGGAUCAUAUUCUGCUAAAUCUAAGUUUGUGGACGAUGACAACAAGUGCUACUUGGAGAUCAGCUAUUCGUUUGACAUCCGAAAGGAUUGGGCAACUGUUGAAUAGACAAAAAGACUUCUGUUUUCAAGAUUCAUAGUCUAUUGGGGUUUCCCGGAAUCAGUUUUGCUUUUGAAUGUGAUAGACACUUUUGAAGACAUGAUUGUCCAAAUGUGAGCGGGACUGAGAUUGUAAAUAUGUAAUAUGCUAGUAAGUAAAUUAGUCAUUUAGUGGCAAAAGUGUAAAAUAAGGAACUUCAGGAGUUAUCAUGUAUAUUGUCUAGAGAGUGAG
Messenger RNA from Lactuca virosa, 1364 nucleotides. The record is from the annotation of a GenBank genome assembly. NCBI's taxonomy places the organism in Eukaryota, Viridiplantae, Streptophyta, Magnoliopsida, Asterales, Asteraceae.